AUGCGGGACACCAAGAAGAAGGCAGACGGUUCAGAGCAGAUCAGAGUCCUCUAUCCAAAGUUCAAAAAUGGAGAGGCUUCUAUAAGGGACAUCAGAAUUGAACAAAACUUUGGUAAGAAAUAUCAACCUCUAUUUUCACUCAACCAUACAUGUAGGUCGAUUGAUUUGGAAUUCUUUGCUGGUGAUCUUUUCUACCCUGUGUCAGCAGCACACCCUCUCCAUUUGAGUACUUUCUUUGUGACCUCCAUUUCUGUAUUUCUCAAGAUAAAUAUGAACACAGUAUUAUUGUAUUCAUAUUUUUAGACUAGAGAGAAUAGGCUCUAUUUUUUAUUUGUGAUUUUAAAAAGUAUUGGUAUUUAUCACUUUCUUUUUUAAUGUAAAGAUUAUGUGGAGGAGUUUUACCAGACUUACUUGGAGGCUGAAAAUACCAAACAGCUCGGUGCUGCUGCAAAUGAGCUACGGGACAAAGCACCGCUACCGAUGAACAGCAUGGAAUGA
Porites evermanni is the source of this 498-nucleotide messenger RNA. Lineage: Eukaryota; Metazoa; Cnidaria; Anthozoa; Scleractinia; Poritidae. The record is from the annotation of a GenBank genome assembly.